Messenger RNA from Glycine soja, 1852 nucleotides. RefSeq names its product protein DETOXIFICATION 45, chloroplastic-like. The record is from RefSeq and is a predicted model, not a curated record. The transcript has 11 exons. Bases 82 to 1662 code for a protein of 526 amino acids. Gene Ontology annotation, molecular function: xenobiotic transmembrane transporter activity; antiporter activity. Gene Ontology annotation, cellular component: membrane; chloroplast. Gene Ontology annotation, biological process: transmembrane transport. Lineage: Eukaryota; Viridiplantae; Streptophyta; Magnoliopsida; Fabales; Fabaceae.
AAUUACGUCAAAGGCGUUCAUCUAAAAUCACUACAAACUCCAUUUCAUCAGCAAUACAUCCUUCAGUUUGCAGUUGCAGUGAUGGUCAUGGAGGCUACCCAUUUCACCACCUCUCAAUAUCAAUAUCAUAUUGAUGGAGGCUUCACCAGAAGACCCUUCAUGCGCAUGCGCAAGCGUAGCCAUAUCAGUUACGGUUAUGGCCCCCACUUCCUGCGCCGAAGCCUCUACGUGCCGUUCAUAGCACUUGGUCCCAAAGCCAAAGCCAAAGCCGAAGCCGAAGCCGAAGCCGAAGCCUCUUCCUUCUCUUCUGUGGAUGUGAGACGAGAGCUUAUAUCGCUGACUCUGCCUGCCCUUGCCAGUCAGGCAAUUGACCCCUUAGCACAGUUGAUGGAAACCGCCUACAUUGGUCGACUUGGCACUGUUGAAUUGGCUUCUGCCGGCGUUUCCAUAUCCAUCUUUAACAUCAUUUCUAAGCUUUUUAAUAUCCCCCUUCUAAGUGUUGCUACUUCCUUUGUUGCCGAGGACAUUGCCAAGGCUUCCUCCACUGCAGAUGCCAAAACAAAACAACAACUCUCCUCUGUCUCCACUGCUUUGCUAUUGGCACUCGUCCUUGGCUUUUUUGAGGCUUUAGCUUUAUAUCUGGGAUCUGGAGCAUUUCUACAUUUAAUUGGUGUUUCUACUCAAAAUCCAACAUAUGUUCCCGCACGACACUUUCUCUCUUUAAGAGCUGUUGGCGCUCCUGCUGUUGUACUUUCUUUGUCUCUUCAAGGCAUUUUCCGCGGUUUUAAGGAUACAAAAACUCCUGUUAUAUGUCUAGGCAUUGGUAACUUUUCAGCUGUCUUUUUAUUUCCCUUACUUAUGUAUUACUUUCGGUUGGGUGUAACUGGUGCGGCCAUUUCCACAGUUAUCUCUCAAUAUAUUGGGACCAUGUUGAUGAUCUGGUGUCUGAAUAAGCGAGCUGAGUUACUACCUCCAAAGAUGGGAGACCUGCAAUUUGGCAGUUAUAUUAAAUCUGGUGGUUUCCUUCUUGGAAGAACACUUUCUGUUCUUUCAACCAUGACAUUGGGGACAUCAAUGGCUGCUCGACAUGGUCCAGUAGCUAUGGCGGCACAUCAGAUAUGUAUGCAAGUGUGGUUGGCUGUUUCCCUUCUUACAGAUGCAUUGGCUGCAUCUGGUCAGGCCCUUAUUGCAAGUUCUGUAUCCAGACAUGAAUACAAAGUUGCGAAGGAAGUUACUAGUUUGGUAUUAAGGAUUGGACUGGUAAUGGGUAUUUGCUUGACUGCAAUUCUGGGUGCAUCGUUUGGAUCUUUAGCCACCAUUUUUACUCAGGACACUGAAGUCUUGCAGGUGAUCAGAACUCUGGCGUUGUUUGUUAGUGCUUCUCAACCAUUUAAUGCACUGGCCUAUAUUUUUGAUGGUCUCCAUUAUGGUGUUUCUGAUUUCCGAUAUGCUGCUUUCUCCAUGAUGUUUGUGGGAGCAGUCUCCUCUGCAUUCUUGGUAUUUGCACCUCCACUUUUUGGCCUUCAGGGCGUAUGGCUGGGCUUAGGUCUCUUCAUGGCUCUUCGUGCGGCAGCUGGUGCUGUCAGAUUACUAUCAAAGAAUGGCCCUUGGUGGUUUCUACACAGAUUUACAAAUUGCAGAGGUGGUCUCAUAAGCCUUUAGAUGGAGAAUAUGGAUGCAACACUGGAUGUGACAUUUUGAAGAGGAUUGUCUCCGUUGGAUAUUAUAUUUAGAUGUGUAGAUAAUAGGACAUUUUAGAAGCACUUUCUAGGUUCUCGCAAUGAAAUUAGUCAUUUUUCCAGUCAAUGUUACAGUGUAAAGGAAAAUGGUUCAAUUUAGUAUUUUAAUAAUG